AAGGAGCCACCCAUCCAGCUGCAGCAGCACCCUUCCAACACUGCCAGAUGUGCCUUCAGGUUGUGCUGCACCUGCAACCCAUUCUGGAGAUCCUUCCCUGCCUCCUGCACUGCUGACCACCAGCUCCACGGGAUCCCUGACCUGGCCCUGCAGGUCUUCCAACGGCUCGUGCGUGGACUGCUGGGUUCCCCCCCACGCUCAGCAUGCCCUUUUCUGGUGCAGCCAGACCUUCCCAGGAAUCAUUCUGGAGCUCAAGGCCAUCCUGUAGGGUAAGGGCAUCUAACAUCCUGCUGCUACUACAUUGCAUUUCCCUCACUCGUCUGUGUCUGACCUCUGUUUGCAACACUGCAGCAGCUUGUGUGAGUGAAUGAGAAUUCUGCGUCCUGUAGAUCUCUGCAGAUACAUCUCUCAGGUGAUCCCACCAAGGUGCUGCCUGUGCCGGGGCUGCUCUCCCAGCUAACGCACGUCUCCUGUCCCCUGGUAGGAAAUGGAGUCCAAGGUCUCCGAAGGCGGCCUCAACGUCACCCUCACCAUCCGGCUGCUGAUGCAUGGCAAGGAAGUUGGAAGCAUCAUUGGGAAGAAAGGAGAGACUGUGAAGAAGAUGCGUGAGGAGAGUGGGGCAAGGAUCAACAUCUCGGAGGGGAACUGCCCUGAGCGGAUUGUGACCAUCACUGGCCCCACUGAUGCCAUCUUCAAGGCUUUUGCCAUGAUCGCCUACAAAUUUGAGGAGGACAUAACCAACUCCAUGAGCAACAGCACCGCUACCAGCAAACCUCCGGUGACACUGCGGCUGGUGGUGCCAGCAAGUCAGUGCGGCUCCCUCAUCGGCAAGGGGGGCUCCAAGAUCAAGGAAAUCCGAGAGUCCACAGGUGCUCAGGUCCAAGUGGCGGGGGACAUGCUGCCCAACUCCACGGAGCGGGCGGUGACAAUCUCGGGGACACCCGACGCAAUUAUCCAGUGUGUCAAACAGAUCUGUGUGGUGAUGCUGGAGUCCCCACCAAAAGGUGCCACCAUUCCCUACCGCCCAAAGCCCGCCUCCACCCCUGUCAUUUUUGCAGGUGGUCAGGCCUAUACAAUUCAGGGACAAUAUGCUAUUCCACACCCAGAUCAGUUGACCAAGCUCCACCAGUUGGCUAUGCAGCAAACCCCCUUUACUCCCCUUGGACAGACCACCCCCGCUUUCCCUGGAGAAAAGCUGCCCUUACAUUCCUCCGAAGAAGCUCAAAAUCUGAUGGGCCAGUCAUCAGGUUUGGAUGCCAGUCCCCCGGCCAGUACUCAUGAACUCACCAUUCCCAAUGAUCUAAUAGGCUGCAUAAUUGGACGCCAAGGGACCAAAAUCAAUGAAAUUCGGCAGAUGUCAGGAGCGCAGAUCAAAAUUGCGAACGCCACGGAAGGGUCAUCGGAGCGCCAAAUUACCAUCACAGGAACCCCUGCAAACAUCAGCCUUGCACAGUACCUCAUCAACGCCAGCUCUGCAGAUCCUGACCCCCACGGGAGGAACACCUUCACCGCCUGACCUGGUGCCAGUGGCUGAUGCUUGAGCCCCCUCCGAAGAUGCUGCCAGCUUCCUGCGAGCUUCUCCCGCUCAUUCGUGGCACCCUUGGGGCAACUGCCUGAACCCCCCACCCCUGGCUGCCCAGACCCUGCUCCCUCAGCUGGGGCACGGGGCAGCAGCAGGCUCGGGGGGCUGGGGCAGCAGGUCUCAGAACGACAGCAGCUUGCAGCCAGUGUGCAACGGUACCCACUGCGAGCCAGUGCUUCCACCACCCUUAUCUGCGCUUCCUCACGCCCCUCACACCCCUGCCGCUUUGCGAUGUAUUUCGUGGCUUAUCCCUGUCAUUGCAAUAAAGCUUUUGCUGCUU
Molecule: messenger RNA, 1862 nt
Organism: Vidua chalybeata
Lineage: Eukaryota; Metazoa; Chordata; Aves; Passeriformes; Viduidae
Gene: PCBP3
Product: poly(rC) binding protein 3
Exons: 17
Coding region: 488-1516 (342 amino acids)
Biological process (GO): regulation of gene expression; regulation of RNA metabolic process
Cellular component (GO): cytoplasm; nucleus
Molecular function (GO): mRNA binding
Source: RefSeq, a predicted model, not a curated record